Artibeus jamaicensis (Jamaican fruit-eating bat) is the source of this 597-nucleotide messenger RNA. It is a transcript of the gene CHCHD7, whose product is annotated as coiled-coil-helix-coiled-coil-helix domain containing 7. The transcript has 4 exons. The record is from RefSeq and is a predicted model, not a curated record. Bases 224 to 394 code for a protein of 56 amino acids. NCBI's taxonomy places the organism in Eukaryota, Metazoa, Chordata, Mammalia, Chiroptera, Phyllostomidae.
CUUGAAAGCGUCAUUGCGUGCACCUAUACCCAGUUUCCUUCGUUUUCUUCGUCCCGUGCCCUUCUCGGCACCAUCGAAGGUCGAAGCAAGGUGUGUUCACCUGUGCCCGCCGUCCACUGUUAGACGGACUGGCAGCAUCGCGGAAGGCAGCAAGGGUUCGGACUUUAUCUCUCCAGUUUCUCCGUUCGAGUUCCCCGCCUCCCUCCGUAAGAAGACUGUUAGGAUGCCAAUGGUAACACGGAGACUGAGAGAUCCUGACACAAAUCCUUGCUUGUUGAUCGCAUUUCACCUCUUAAAUGCUGCUUAUUUUACAUAUUUAAGGAAUCUGAUGCUUCUGCCAGAUGUAUGGAUGAAAAUAAUUAUGACAAGGAAAGGUGUUCCACUUACUUCUUGAAAUACAAAAACUGCCGGAAAUUCUGGAAUUCUGUCAUGAUGCAGAGAAGACAGAAUGGAGUAAAGCCACCUAUGCCUACAGCAGCAGAAAGAGAUGAAAUCCUGGGCGCAAUGGGAAAGAUGCCCUACUGAAUAUUUGCAUUGAAAUUGUUUACUUAACUUAAAAGCAGAUAAAUAUUUUUAAUAAAUCAUCACUGAAAUCUG